Messenger RNA from Myripristis murdjan (pinecone soldierfish), 1419 nucleotides. RefSeq names its product olfactomedin 4, tandem duplicate 1 (gene olfm4.1). The coding region runs from base 1 to 1419 and encodes 472 amino acids. Lineage: Eukaryota; Metazoa; Chordata; Actinopteri; Holocentriformes; Holocentridae. The record is from RefSeq and is a predicted model, not a curated record. The transcript is spliced from 5 exons. Gene Ontology annotation, biological process: signal transduction.
AUGAUCGGCAUUCUGUAUUUCUUAGCUCUGCUGAGCUCCACAGUGGCCCGGGGGCAUGUUGGCCUGUGGACUGAGGGGAAUGGAAGGAAUGGGACCAAUGGUGGUAAUGGGAACAAGUGUACUUGUGAUGCCUUCUUACCUACCUCCACCUUCCCUAUAAAAGACAUGGUGCUGGUAGAGCAGACUGCUGUGGAGAUCUCCAACAGACUGGAGCUGGAGAUGGGAAAGCUGGAAAGCUAUGAGACCAAGCUGACAUCAUAUGCAGAGAGGAUUGUAAACUUGACAGUGGAAAUUGAGAGGAUGGAGAAGAACCCUGGUUCAUACAACAACGCCCACACAGAGGAUGUGAAGAUUGAGAUUAAACAGGUGGAGGCUCUGAUUGUAGAGCUCCAGUCUUCCAUUCAGGGCUCCACCACUGUCUUUGAGUCUCUUCACGAACAGAUCGCUGCCAUGGUGGAGACCCUGACCAGGCUGGAGAAGACCUACGAUAAGAAUGUGGUUCUGGCAACCCGCCGUGAGUACAUCAAGGUCCAGCUGCAGCUAGAGGAGUGCGAGAGACGCCACCAGGAGCUCUUCAACCCCAAUAUUGGGUCCUGCGCACACACAGGCAUAAUCAAGAUCAGCAAGCCUAUUGUGAGCCAGCUGAAUGCACAUCUCAGUACGAGCUAUAAAUUUGGAGGUUGGGGGAAAGACUCCAAGCCUAUUCCUGAUAGAGAGUCCAUGUACUGGUACUCUGCCUAUAGUAGUGCCGCCAUUCAUGACAUUAGAUUUUACACCAACUACAAGAAUCUCAUUUUGAGAAAUCACUACCAGCAUCACACUUUAGCCAGUGGCUGGCGAGGCACAGGGAACAAUUUCAUAGUUCGUGACAAUACUCUGUAUUAUCAGAUUAACAACCCAUUUGGCAUGGCCAAACUGAAUUUCACCACAAUGAAAUAUGACCAGAGGGUGGUUACCAAGGCUAGUGCCAGAUUCUCCUACGCAUACUCAUCCAAUCAGAACUUUGACUUUGCUGCUGAUGAGACCGGGCUGUGGGUGAUUUAUGCUACGGAGGAGUCCGGCGGCCGAAUGGUCAUCGCUAAAAUCAAUGAGCCUUCCUUUGGAAUAGAGGAGGAGUGGCAGACAAGUGUGUACAAACCAGGAGUGAGCAACGCCUUCAUGGUGUGUGGGGUUUUCUAUGCUGUCAGGACCAUUGAUAUCCAAGGGGAUGAAAUAUUUUACAAGUUUGACACCAAAACUAAACAAGAGAGCUUUAUCAGUGUUCCCUUUGAGAGGUUCCAGGAUAACUAUUACAACCUGGACUACAAUCCCACUGACCAGAAGCUCUAUAUGUACAAUGAUGGCUACUAUGUUAACUAUCAUCUGUGGUUUAACCACACAGCUAAAGCCAUUGAGGAAUCACCAGCCCUCUCGACCUGA